UUUCAGGCUUUGAGCACCUUACCCGUUCCAGCUUAGGUGGUGAUCAAGUGGAAGACUAGAUAUAGAGGUGCAAAGGAGAGAUGGUUUCACAAUCAUUACAGCUGCCACUGGCUUCAUCAUCAUCUGCUGGACCUUCAAUGUUGUCUCACCAUUACCAUCUGUGCAGCAGUAACAUACCACUUUUCCAUUUUGGUAAUACCAACCAUGUAAACACUCUUCUCUUUCUUUCCCUCAAUCAUGUCAAUCGUCGUUACUGCCGACCAAUGGUUCAACUCGCUCGUGUUAGCAUGAAUGAUUCUGAGGCAGUAUUCCCCACAACUGGAACAGAUUUUGUGGAAGAAGAAUUAGAGCCAACUCCUGAGGAUCUCGAAUGCAUCAGCGAAAUUAAAAGAGUUUUGGAGCUGCUGAGGAAGAACAGGGACAUGAUUUUUGGCGAGGUCAAGUUGACUAUUAUGAUCGAGGACCCUAGAGAAGUUGAGAGAAAAAGGUUAAUUGGAAUUGAUGAUUCCGAUGGACCAACAAGGGAGGAGUUGGUUGCUGCUUUAGAAGAAGUUAACGAUGGAAAAAUUCCAAGAAAUCGUUUUGCCCUACGUAUGCUCGCAGAGGAGCUGACUAACUGGCCGAAUUUGGAGGUAGCUCCUAAGAAAACAACAAAGAGCAGAUCCCUUUACGCAAAAGCAACUGAUACAGGUAUUGAUCCUAAAGUAGCUGCGAAGAGGCUCAACGUUGACUGGGAUUCAGCUGCUGAGAUUGAAGCAGCUGACACCACCGAUGACACUGAAGUACCUAAGGCAGUGGUAGCAAAAACAAGUAGUUUGAUGAUGGUGGAAAAGAUGGAAAGGAACGUAAACAUUUCGGAAGCAGGGAAAUUUCACGUCUUAGAGGUUUUUGUGCUUCAUUAGUGAAUUGAAAGCUAUGAGUGUGAAUCAAGAUUGUGGAGGCAGUAGGAAGGAUGUUGCAUUCCACAGAUUCUUGAGGGGAAGAAUAAUCUUUCUGGAUUUACAUUUAAGAAAUUUGCUUUGUUGUAACAUUCUGCAGAUGAAACAAUGGGCUAAAAUCUUGCUUUUAGUAAUGUUGUUUAGUAUGUUAAAGAUUGCUAAUUUGCUCAUUUCUGGAAAAGAUGGCAAACAGAAAAGCUCAGUAUAUGAAAUAUUUAUUUUUACUCUUAUA
Beta vulgaris subsp. vulgaris (sugar beet) is the source of this 1170-nucleotide messenger RNA. RefSeq lists its product as hypothetical. Lineage: Eukaryota; Viridiplantae; Streptophyta; Magnoliopsida; Caryophyllales; Amaranthaceae. Gene Ontology annotation, cellular component: chloroplast thylakoid membrane. Bases 81 to 902 code for a protein of 273 amino acids. The transcript is spliced from 7 exons. Gene Ontology annotation, biological process: response to photooxidative stress; photosystem I assembly. The record is from RefSeq and is a predicted model, not a curated record.